AUAUUAUUUCGUUCAUUGUUGAGGUACAAACGUUACCAAGCGGCUUCCACGUUCUUUCAGAAAAGUACAAGAUCACAAUCAUGUUAGAUAUACGGCCAAACCACACCAUAUAUGUCAACAACCUCAAUGAAAAGGUUAAAAAGGAAGAACUCAAAAGAUCGCUCUAUGCAAUAUUCUCACAGUUUGGGCAAAUUCUAGACAUUGUUGCCUUAAAAACAUUGAAAAUGCGUGGCCAAGCCUUUGUCAUCUUUAAAGAAAUCCAGAGUGCUACAAAUGCAAUGAGAGCGAUGCAGGGAUUCCCCUUCUAUGAUAAGCCAAUGAAAAUUGCAUAUGCAAAAACAGAUUCAGAUUUGAUUGCAAAACAGAAAGGCACAUACAAAGAACGUGGAAGCAAGCGCAAGGAGGAAGACAAGAAAAAGAAGAAGGGGAAAGAAGCAAAGGGAGCGAGUGCAGUGCCUGCAGGGGCAGCUGCUGCAGCCAAAGCGGGAGCAGGGGCAGGUGUGGUGCCACCAAGACCAGGCCUCUUCAACCAGCCUCCUCCUGUUCAUGGUGCAGGUGGCAUAGGGGUGCCAGAACAGCCACCUAACCAGAUCCUCUUCCUCACCAACCUUCCUGAUGAAACCUCAGAAAUGAUGUUGUCUAUGCUCUUUACACAAUUCCCUGGUUUCAAGGAAGUACGACUUGUACCUGGACGCCAUGACAUUGCCUUCGUGGAGUUUGAGAAUGAAAUGCAGUCUGCAGCUGCCAAGGAUGCGCUACAGGGCUUCAAAAUUACACCCACACAUGCCAUGAAAAUAGCUUUUGCAAAGAAGUAAAAACAUCAAGCAACUCUAAUUAUAGAUAUUCACAUGAUAGAUAAUUCUUUUAAUUCCAGUUUCUUCUUUUCUUUGUUCUUCUUCCUUCAUCUUUUUCUUUCUUUCUUUUCUCCUUGAUUUUUUUUUUGGGGGGGGGGCUAGAAACUAUUUCUUACCUGACUAAGGAUGCAAUUUAGAAGCAUUGUUUUAAUUCUAAUAAUUGUAUCCUUCAUUUUGGGUUUUCAUAUCAGAUUCAUUGAAGUAUAUCUAUACCUGAAGUUGCAAGGCAAAAUUCCAUUUUAUUCAUUACUCUAAGUGCAUCCUUGUCGCCUAAGAAUAAACAAAAGAUGGAAAGAUGUCUGAGAAAAUGUAAUUAUUCAACAGUUACUUGUACAUUUUUCUUUGUUUAAGCCUUUCCUUGUUGGAGAGGAUCAUUGAGUCUGUCUGUAUUUUUUACAUUUUUCUUUAAGAAAGAUUGUUAAAUUGACUCGUAUGGCUUUUGUAUGUAAUCAGAAGCAGUCAGUGGCUAUUAAAUAAAUUAUAAAUAGACAA
Molecule: messenger RNA, 1346 nt
Organism: Penaeus vannamei (Pacific white shrimp)
Lineage: Eukaryota; Metazoa; Arthropoda; Malacostraca; Decapoda; Penaeidae
Source: RefSeq, a predicted model, not a curated record